Molecule: messenger RNA, 1383 nt
Organism: Ectocarpus siliculosus
Lineage: Eukaryota; Phaeophyceae; Ectocarpales; Ectocarpaceae
Source: the annotation of a GenBank genome assembly
AUGGACGGCGGCCAGUUGGCUCCGACAACAGGGGCGACAGCAAGGGUGUCAGGAGUGCCGACCGCACAAGGCGACCUACAGAAGGGGCCUGAGGACACCGAGCAUGGCGCCAGGGGGGGAGAGGAGGAGGGGAAAGCCGAUGAGUCCUCCAUGGCUACCGCUCCUGAACCAUCGGCAGCAGCAGCAGGAGCAUCGAAGCAGGUUGCGCCGAUGCGCAACCUCUACACCGCGGCGCUGUCGUACAACGGAUACACCGUCACUGACGGCGCCUUGAGGCUCAUCGUGUUACUGCACGCGGCCGACCUCGGGUUCAACGCCAUCGAGAUUGCCUUCAUGUUCAGUGCCUACGAGGUGGCUGGGGUAUUCACCAACCUCUUCGGGGGCGUGGCUGGCAGCAAGUACGGUCUACGCUUCACGCUCUUGACAUCUCUCGUGCUUCAGAUUAUUUGCCUCUCGGCGCUCACGCAAACGGAGCCGGUACUGGGGGACUUGAGGGAGGCAACGCCGGGGAGCAGGAGGUACCUCGAGGCUACCAUCUACAUCACCGCCUGGCAGGCGUUGGCCGGCGUUGCCAAGGACUUCAUGAAACUCACCGGCAAGGCGACGCCGAAGCUCGUUACAAAGGAAGGCGCGGAGGGGAGAUUGUUCCAGGUUGUUGCUUGGCUGACCGGCAUGAAGAACGCGCUGAAGGGGUUUGGGAGCUUCUUGGGCGCGCUCUUGGUGGCCCAGAUCGGCUACGUGAACAGCCUGUGGAUCCUGGUCGGCAUCUGCGCCUUCUUCGUACCGGUUGGAAUUUUCGGCAUGGACAGGGCGGAGCUCGGGUGGAAGCGCGAGUUGGUCGGGCUGAUAAUGGCAGGGUACAUCGUUUUCUACGGUAACCUUCAGGCCGCGUCGACCAAGCUGUACAAGAACGUCGACGGCACCGGCGGGCAACCCAGUGGGGCUGCCGCGUACAAGUGGGCGGCCUACUGCUCUCUCGCUCCGCUCAUCACCGGGAUAGCGUCUUAUUUCACGCACAAGGUGGCGGACAGCCAGCUGGCGACUGGCUGCGUCCUCGUCCUCGGGAUGUUGGUUUUCGCAGGCCUGUUCGCCGUCAACUCGUCUGUGCACUCCUACCUGAUCGUCAGUUACUCCAAUAAGGACAAGGUCGCCAUGGACCUCGGGUUCUACUACAUGGCGAACGCCAUGGGCAGGCUCAUCGGUGUCCUCGUGGGCGGCUUCCUCUACCACUACACGUCGGAUGACUUCGGGCUGUCCAUGUGCCUGGUGGUGGCCUGCCCUUUCCUCGUGGCCGCUUCGGCGAUCGCCUACCGCCUCCCCGGCCCGGCCACGCCUCCGUCUCCAACAACCCCGGACAUCGAGCUCAAAGCAGCAGGAGCAUGA